AUGGAAAGCUUUUGUUAUUUUCUUUCAACCUCUCUUCUUUUGCUACUUUCAUGGCUUCAACAAUCCAAUGCAAAUGUGGAGCAUCAUAAUACCAAGCAACCCCAUUUGGAUGGUUGUGAUUUCUUCCAAGGAAGUUGGGUGGUGGAUGAUUCUUAUCCUCUGUAUGAUUCAUCCACCUGUCCAUUCAUCAAACAAGGAUUUGAUUGUCAAAAAAAUGGAAGGCCAGACAAGCUCUACCUCAAAUAUAGAUGGCAGCCCAAGGCUUGCACAUUGCCAAGAUUCAAUGGAGAGGAUUUCUUGAAGAGGUUUAAGGGAAAAAAGAUAAUGUUUGUAGGGGAUUCUUUAAGUGAAAAUCAAUGGCAAUCACUCACUUGCAUGGUCCAUGCUGCAAUCCCCCAAGCACAAGUCAAUAAAAGCAUUAAGGGAGACCUCAAGACGAUUACAUGGCCGGAGUAUGGGAUUUCAAUGACAUUAUGUUUCAAUGUCUUUCUAGUAGAUUUAGUAUAUGAGAAAAAGUUAGGGAGGGUACUAAAGAUAGACUCCAUCGAAGGUGGCCGAUUAUGGAAAGGUGUUGACACGCUCGUAUUCAAUACAUGGCAUUGGUGGCUCCACAAUGGAUCCGUACAACCAUGGGAUUAUAUUCAAAUAGGAGGAAAGUUGAUUAAAGACAUGGACCGUUUGGCUGCUUUUAAAAGAGGACUAACUACUUGGUCCAAAUGGGUAGACUUUAACAUCAAUCCUGCUAUGACUAAUGUGUUCUUCCAAGGCAUUUCUCCGAUGCAUGAUUUUGUUGAAGAAUGGAAGGAGAAAUUAGCAACAUGCAAAGGACAAACUGAACCCAUAAAAGGUUCAACAUACCCUGGGGCUUUGCCACCGGCGGUAGGGGUGGUGAAAGAAGUUCUAAGCAAGAUGUCGAAACUCGUAUCAUUACUCGAUAUAACUGCAUUAUCACAACUAAGGAAAGAUGGACAUCCAUCGAUAUAUAAUGGUGGUCAAGGAAGUGAUUGUAGCCAUUGGUGUCUUGCUGGUGUUCCUGAUACUUGGAAUGAACUUUUAUAUGCAAUUGUUAUUACUCAGUAA
Messenger RNA from Vitis riparia (riverbank grape), 1080 nucleotides. RefSeq names its product protein trichome birefringence-like 41. The coding region runs from base 1 to 1080 and encodes 359 amino acids. Gene Ontology annotation, molecular function: O-acetyltransferase activity. Gene Ontology annotation, cellular component: Golgi apparatus. The transcript is spliced from 5 exons. The record is from RefSeq and is a predicted model, not a curated record. NCBI's taxonomy places the organism in Eukaryota, Viridiplantae, Streptophyta, Magnoliopsida, Vitales, Vitaceae.